This is a messenger RNA of Moesziomyces aphidis, 1074 nucleotides long. NCBI's taxonomy places the organism in Eukaryota, Fungi, Basidiomycota, Ustilaginomycetes, Ustilaginales, Ustilaginaceae. The record is from the annotation of a GenBank genome assembly.
AUGUCGCUUCCCAGCGAUGCCGAGAUCACCGAGCAGGUCCGCGUCAUCAUCGAAGAAGCCUUCGACAAUGGCGCCGUAGCCGAGUACUCGAAGCGCACCAUCCGCAACAUGCUCAACGAGCACUUUGGCGUCGACCUCGAGAGCAAGAAAAAGUUCAUCAGCGCUGCCACGCAGGAUCAGGUCAAUCGCAUCACUGCCGAGCGAGAGAAGGCCGCGUCCACGUCGCACUCUCCUUCGCCGGCCAAGGCCUCCAAGGCAUCCGUGCGAGCCUCAUCCACCAAAGCGCGUCCAUCGUCUGCGUCGAGUCCAUCGAAGCCGGCGCCAAAACGCAAGCAUCCGGUCUCGGAAGAUUCGGACGGCGAGGAAGCCGAACCCUCCGCCUCGCGCGAAGCUGGACAAGAUGCGGACUUGAGUGAUACGCAGGUCGAGCUGACCGACUUCAGCGAGCUCGAAGACGAUGCCUCCACCUCUCGCAAGAAGUCCAAGCCGACCAAGAGCAAGGCCUCCUCUGCGACCGCCAAAGCGCCGAAAGGCAAGGCGAAGGCGAGCUCGUCUGGCGGAACCGAAGCAGAGCAGCGUCUUGCGCGCCUGAAGAAGCUCGUGAUCGAGUGCGGAGUACGCAGGCAGUGGAAGAAGCUGUACGAAGCCGCCGACGUGUCCGAGACUGACUUUGCCGGCCAGUGCACUGUGGUCCAGGGCGUGCUGCGCGAGCUCGGCAUGACGGGCAAAGGCUCCGUCGAGCAAGCACGCAAGAUCCGCGAAGAGCGUGAAUUCGCAGACGAGCUCGCCGCCCUCCAGGAAAACACAGUCAUGAGCUCGGACCGGUCCCGACCCACCAGAGCGUCGCGCACCAAGUCGACCGUCGUAGCCAUUAGCGACGACGAAGCCAGCAACGCUUCCGAUGGGAGCGACUUCGAAACCGCCGCUCCAGCUCCACGAAGCUCCAAGAAGACUGCCGCCCGCGAGACAGAAGAUGACGCGGAGGACAGCGACGAUGAGGGCCCCUCACGAAGCAGAUCCUUCAAGUCGUCGCUGGCAAGCUUUGCGGCAGAUCUCAACUCCGACUCUGACUGA